Colletotrichum spaethianum is the source of this 1158-nucleotide messenger RNA. RefSeq lists its product as uncharacterized. The coding region runs from base 1 to 1158 and encodes 385 amino acids. The record is from RefSeq and is a predicted model, not a curated record. The transcript has 2 exons. NCBI's taxonomy places the organism in Eukaryota, Fungi, Ascomycota, Sordariomycetes, Glomerellales, Glomerellaceae.
AUGCACACGCUCAACUUCGCCGCUUCGGCCGUCCUCCUCUUUCGGGGCGUCGCUGCCGUCCCCGCGCCGACGCUCGUUGCUCGUGCUGAUGUCCUCGCUCCCACGGCGGCCUGGGUCAGCGUCAACGACAAGGGUGUCCCGACAACCAUCACCCCCGUGCCGACCACCAUCUCCGGCACCCCGACCUUCGCGUCGGCGGCGCCCAACGCAUUGACGGGAAGCGUCUUCACCAUGACCGAUUUCCGCCUUGUUCAGGUCACCACGAGCACCGGCAGCCCGCCGUUGGCUACCGCCGACAACAAGAACGGUGCUGGAGCUUUCGCCCCCUGCAGAAACACAAAAGGAGACUUUUCACCCUUUUGUGACCCUGUCAAGGACAGUCAGCUCUACGUCGAUGGGACCUACUACGUGACCUGGGACCCCACCGUGCUCAUCCAGGGCAACAAGACCAACGUCCACGUCAAGAUCCAGGGCAAGGAUGUCAACGGCACCACGGUCGGCGACAUUGUCCUCAACGCAGAUACGGACAAGACCAACCCGGCCGCGUACGGCUACUACGCCUGGAAUGUCAACGGCAACCUCAUUCCCUCUGGUCAGGACAACGCCACUAUUGAGCUUCUCAUGUCGUACACCAUCGACAACGUCGCGCAGAAGGAUAUCACCGGCCCCCGCGUCCUCGUUCUCAAGCGCCCGCAGUACCAUCCCCAGCCCGCUAGGCUGCCCAAGGGCGCCGAGCUGUAUAUCGCCCUACCCACCGUCUUCGGCUUCAUCAUCAUCGCCGUCAUCGGCGGCUGUCUCUGGAACCGCCGCACUCGCCAGAUUGGCAUCGGAAACAUAAUGAGCCGCUCACGCCACGGGUACGGCGUCGGCAAGUCGCGCGCGCAGCGCCUGGGCGCCCGCGUGCGCCAGAGCGUUUUCCACGGUCGCAAGGACCGCGGCAUCCAGCUCAAGGAGCACGAGUUGGGCCCCGGCGGCGGGUACGUGUACCGCGACGAGCCUCUCCCUAGCCAGCAGCCUGCUGGUCGUCCCAGGAGAGACAGCGAUUCGCUUGGCAGCUUGGCAGGCAGCCCGACGUCCACUCACUUUCAGGACCACGAUGUUCAGGGUGGUAACGCCUUCCGGGAGGAGCUGAGGAGACAGGAGAGGGAGAGGUAUUAG